CGUCCUGGUCCAAUCAGAGUGCGACACGUUGAAUUUUGCUCCCAAUUACUUGGAGCGAGUCAGCACCACGGGAUCACAUGUCAUGGCACAGUGGAACCUCACUGUCCUUCCACACACCCAACCAGCUACCGAACCAGCCACUGAAUCAGCUACCGCUACUUCUGCUGUGUCCCAAGUCAGCAGCACAUUUCCACAGAAUGCAAUGGACGGCCCAGAUUCGCCCUGCGUCCAUUCCAUCAACGGCCGCUGGCUGCUCAAUGAACAGACGCAAAACUACACGUGGCAGCUCUACCCCUGCGCACACCCCCUCCCUCCCACUUCCCAAUGGGUCUCCGCCCUCCAAUCCCGGGGCAUUUCCGAAAUCAACUUUGUGGGGGACUCUCACGUGCGAUUCCUCUUCCACCACCUCUACUUUCUCCUCACUGGCAAGGCCAAUGCUUCCACUUUUCAGUACCAUUGGGACAUUCAGUUGGUCGUGCCGCCCCCUAGCCCGGAGCUGCAGCCUCUGAAGCUCAACUUUUAUUGGAUCGGAGGGAUGUUUGUCAACGGGUCUUUUGGCUGCAG
Closterium sp. NIES-65 is the source of this 564-nucleotide messenger RNA. The record is from the annotation of a GenBank genome assembly. NCBI's taxonomy places the organism in Eukaryota, Viridiplantae, Streptophyta, Zygnematophyceae, Desmidiales, Closteriaceae.